AUGGAGGCCGGCAUUCGUGACCAGGAGGAUCGACUUGUCGGUCGUGCUCAUCACCCAACCCCCCAGUCGUCGCAACCUCGCAACUACGACGACAACGACGACAUCUCGCUGAGAGACCGCGAGCUUUACUAUCCUGACGUCGAGCAUUCCGCCGUCCGUGCAGAGCACCUGUACUCCAAUAGGUACAGCAGUAGUAGCAGCAGCAGAAGCAGUAGCAGCAAUCCUAACGGCGCCGAGGCUGUGCCGUUGCGUCUGCAGCAUUCACGCUCUGGCGCCCUUGCUUCCAAUGCUGCAAACAACGUCCACGCUGCAAACGCAAACGCCAAUCUGAAUGGCAUCGCCAAUCCCGACGACUUUUACAAAUCCUACCGUGCUGUCAACCUGCCCACGCUGGACUCGAGUGCCGGCAGCGAACACGACAGAUUGAUGGCGUCGUCAUCGACAGCCACACCUGCGCAGAGGCAGAACCCCAACGCCUCGCUGCGAUCAAACAGCAACGGCUCGACACCCAAGCAUCCUGCAGUGCCCGCAACUCCAAAAACUGGAGCUAGAUCGGCUUCACGUUCAGUCUCCGCGCCCUUGACCGAGGGCAGCGUUGGUGGCGCUUCAAAGUUGAGACCUGCAGCUUACAGUAGCAGACAACCCAGCGUUAAAGACCUUAAAAAGCGUUUCGAUCAGAAUGCUGCGGCGCAGGUGAGCAAUGGAAGUACCGCCGCUAUGCCUUCUACUCGGGGAUCCGCCCCUCGCUCCGUGCCUCGAGAUUCCCCGUCUGCAUCGGCCGGCUAUCGCGGAGUUGGGAGCAGUAGUGUCAAUGGCUCGACACCUCCAACACUCAAGUCACAUUCGACAUCAGGCAGCACACACGCCUCGCGACCAUCACAAAGACCCAGGUAUCAUCCCGAGGAUCAGGUGUCGAGCAAUUCACAGUCAUUUGCAAGUCGCAUAUCGAAACCACGAAAUAGCAACAGCCUAUCCUCCAAAUCCAUGAGUAAUCUCUCACCAGAUUCGCCGAUUAGCGCACAAACAAUACCCACCGUGCCUGCUCCGGAAACUAAUAAUGCCAAGUCAGCUGGCCAGGGCCCUCUUCUUUUUGGCGAGAUUCUUCCAGGAGAGCACGAAAUAGGAACGGCUGGCUACGGGAUUGACGGGCUGAGGCAAAGACGAACCUCCGAGUCAAACAUUCAGGCUGCCUCCAUGCUACAUCAGAGAAGCCUUUCGCACGCCGACGCUGAGCCUGCUUCGCCGACGGACUGGUAUCGCAAUAGCGGGCCCAGACGCGACAGGAGUGCAUCCCCAGCGAAGCUAUACAAGAGUCACAACAGAUCUCAUAGCGAUCUGGCAGGGACAAAAGCUGCUUUGGCGCAAUUGAAAACACCACUGACUUCCCGCAAGCAACAAGUAGCCUCGAGCUCAGAUCGGACCAUUGCUGGCACAUCCAAGUUGCCUGUAUCGAUUCGCAAGAACAGUCCCUCUUCGUCGUCUGCAGAGAGCCCUCCUUUCUCUCGAUCUAACACUCCAUCAGCUGGAAAACGCCCAGCCAGUAGGACUCAGGGUAGAAUACCGAAACCAACACCGAUCAAUACGUCUUCGACAAGGGCAAAGACACCAACGAGCGGUCAAACGGGAAAGUCGCGCCCUGGAGCAAUCACCCCCAACAGUAAUACACGUCUCAACGCCUACAUCUCUGCGCCACCACCUAAGCUCUCGCCGCCACUGCGUAGCUCACGACCUCGGCAACCCGUCUCAAGCGCAUCGACCGCAAGCUCCAGGAUGCGAGCUGUCGAGAGAGGCAGGUCUCCUGCAAAAGCCGAUUCGAGGACAAGUAAGCAUACCGAACCUAGGAGGAGAAAGCUUUCUAUGGGCCCCAUCGACUUUAAUGCUCGCCGAGAGCAGAUCAAACUCUCGUAUACGAAAAGCAUCAAGGAGACCGAGGCCAAGGCGGCUGCCAAGAGACAAGCAGCAAUCGAAGAAGAGAAGCGACGGAGAGCUGAGGAGGAUCGGAUUGCAGCCGAGCAAGCCCACCAACGUGAUAUUGAAAGCCAACGCGAGGAGGAAGAAAUGGCUGCUCUGAAAGCUGAGGCCUCUCUUACCGAACCUGUACUUCGUAGCAAACAACAAGAUCAUCCAGGACCAACAUCAGCAGCCAUCGCUUCGGAACCGCCAUUACCUCCAGAUUUUCUAGUGCCUGGCGCAACAUCAGCAGCCAUUGCUUCGGAACCGCCCCUACCUCCAGAUUUUCUGGUGCCUAGCACACCAUCAGCAGCCAUAACUUCGGAACCGCCUCUACCUCCAGAUUUUCUAGUGCCUGGCGCAACAUCAGCAGGCAUUGCUUCGGAGCCGCCUCUGCCUCCAGACUUUCUAGUGCCUGGCACAAAAUCGACUACAACAAAGAUCACUCUGGAUUCGCCUACCCUCGGCAUGCCUGGUACAUUUCCCUCAUUUGGCUCACCCGGACGACAUGAAGAAGCACUGCCUUCGGCUGCAUCAGAUACCACCGAAUUUGAUACUGAAGCUCAAACCGAACCUCCCCAUCAAACAGCGGACCCACACGGAAUUGGCUAUAAUGACAAUGUCGAGGUUGCAAAUAUCGCACAUACUGUUUCUGAAUAUAGAUCGCCGUUCGAGGAAUCCCCGCAAGAUGACUCGGCAUCUAUCAACAUAUCUCUCGACGUGACAUCACCGCAGUCUGAGGGAGUGGCUAUUCCAAGCAGCGGCAUAGCAACUGACCGCAGCUCAGAAUAUCAUUCAAAGGACGAAUAUGCACCACAACCAUCUACGUCACCCACGCACCAGAACAUCGUGGCCACUGCCAAUCGAGAGUCUGAGUUUAUUGUCGAGUUUCCAGAAGCUGGCGAAGGAUCAUCCCUGAACGGCGCGCUGCCCGUUGAGACCAGCCAGCAAGACCCAAUUCGGGACCAUUCACGUCAAGAACAGAAUACACAGUACAGGCAAGAGACUUCAUCUAGUGAUGAUUUCAGUGAUCGAGACACACCGCUCAGGAGGCUGGAAGAAUUCUAUAUAGGCCCAAAUGUGGCCGAGUCCGCAGCACGUCUUCGCAGCUCUGGAGCAUCAAAGACUUCUAGUCGUCAUACCAGAACAUGGUCCAUGGAGCAGAACGAAUUUGCGCAUUCGGACAUUUCCAGAUUUUCGACCGAGACAAAGAGGAUAGGAGAGCCAAGGCCGAGUCUGACGGUUCCCAGGACAUCAGUCUCUGGGAACCGCUCGAGCCAGAACACCGUUUGGACCGACUAUUCUAUCGACAGCCACACUGAGUAUCAAGAAUACUCUGUCAAGCUCACGAACUCGGCUUAUCGUGAUAGUGAUUCGAUUUCUGAUGCAGGUUCGAGAGCGCAGCGCAGAUCCGAGUUGUAUCCCUCAAGUCCAGAGACUUCACCCCACGGCAGUUAUCGUCGUCCCGAUCUCACAGGGAACCAGCUUCCAACAUCAGGUCAUCAGCUGCCUGAGCUAGACACAGGUGGUGGUUUUGUCGUGGACUAUGUUACUCGCCAGAAUAGUUCGCAAUUCGCUGUUCCCAACUUGCCGGAUCACUCUCCACCUCCGCCUCCAGGUGAAGCUACUUUCCCGGAUUUGAGUUCUGCGCCACCCAGUGACUAUUUUGACGAUACGCGUCCAAGCAGCUACCUGCACAAUGGUCAGGAUGGCUACAGUUCAUUUUCUGCGUCCAGGCCUCAGAGCGAGAGUUUUGACUUGCCAGGCUCUACCCCACGUUCAAUCGACCAAGGCUCAUUCGAGAAUUCCGAAGGGCCAGCAUCAACCAGGACGCGGAUGGACAGUCAAACAACGCUUGCAGACAGUUUUGAUCAGCAAGAGAAUUCGACUGGGAUUUCUGCCAAGGAGAGGAAGCGAUUGUUUACUCGCCUGGAAACUCUGAAGGAAUUGGUCGACACAGAAGCCUUCUUUGUUCGGGAUAUGAGCAUUGUCGAAGAAAUCUACAAGGGAACCGCAGAGGCUUGCCCUAAACUCGACGACAAGAUCAUCAAACUCAUCUUCCGAAACACUGAUCAGAUUAUUGCAUUCCACACAGCUUUCCUGGCUGAACUAAAAGAAGGUGUUGCCAGCGUUUAUGUCCCAAAAACAUCCAGGUCGAUUGUUCAAAAGGACACAUCAAGCCAGACCGAUAGUAUUGCGGGAUCUAUCGCGAGUGUGGGCCAGUUGGAUGAUGGGAAAGAUCGUGAGACAUCUCUCGGGCCCAUCUUCCAACGCAACAUUGAGAAGAUGAAGAUCAUUCACGAGACCUUCUUGAAGAACAGCGACCAUGCUGCCAAACAGCUAAUUCAGAUACAAGAGGAUGCCACAGUCAAGGUCUGGCUAAACGAGUGCAACGAGGUAGCUCGAGACCUCACAAAAGCAUGGAAUCUUGAUUCUUUGUUGAUCAAGCCCAUGCAAAGAAUUACGAAGUAUCCCAAUCUGCUAAUUCAGCUGCUCCAUGAGACCCCCCCUGAUCACCCGGACCGCCCCGCACUAGAAGGGGCCAAAGCCACUCUGGAAGAUGCAAUUGAAGAAAUUAACAAAACCAAGAAGAACUUUGAGCUCGUUGGCCAGAUUGUCGGCCGCAAGAGGAAAGAUUCCGUUGGAGGUUUCGCCAGAGCUUUUGGCAAGCGUGUCGACAAGCUUCAAGCUGCUAGCAACAAACCUGCCGAGGAUGCCGAUUAUUUGAAACUUCACGAGAAAUUCGGUGACGACUAUCUCCGCCUCCAGGUAGUUCUCCGAGACGUCGAAUUUUACACAAGGCAAGUCAGCGCGUAUGUCCAUGAGUUCCUGCAGUAUCUCUCAUCGAUGGAGCUGGUCAUGCGACUACAACCUUCACCGCAUCCCGAGUUGGAGAGCAAGUGGGUGCGUUUCAAUGUGUCUAUGAGAGAUAUUGAGAAAGUUGCCCUUGAGCAGCAUCUCUCCCAAGUCAGAAAGCAAGUCAUUGAACCCUUCGAAAUGGUCAUCAAGGCAUAUAGCAAUCCAUCUCUUGCCAUGAAGAAGAGGACCAAACGACGAGCCGAUUAUGAGAAGUCCAUGCAGCUCAAGAAAGCUGGCAAGAAACUGGACAAGCAGCUGGUCGAAUGCGUAGAGCAAUAUGAAGCACUAAAUGAUGCCCUGAAGAAGGAGCUGCCCAAGCUUUCUGCACUGACCGAGAAGGUCGGGAACAUUUGCCUUGGCAAUCUGGUCAAUAUCCAAACGCAGUGGUACGCGAUCUGGAAAGAAAAGGUCAAGGUUGUUCUGGGUAAUUCCCAAAUUCCUGAAGUGUCCGACAUUGUCACGAGUUUCCAGCGCGAAUUCAAGUAUCAGGAGGAGCAGAUUAACUCCAUGUCUAUCCUAAACCCCGGAUCGAAACCUCGACCUUCACAGUCCAGUAACGAUGACCAACCACAUCGACUUCGACCACGGCCAUCGGAGCUUUCUAACAUAUCAGGACGAGGACUAUCAGUGAAUAGUGACGUGGCACCUUGUCUACCGACACCCGACUUUGUCAAUCGUCACAGUGGGCAGUUUACAGUAUCCCCAUCGAUACAAUCGAUGCCCAGUCCACAGCACUCCUAUUACCGUGACUACUAUGCUGGCGGUAGCACUAACACGCUGACCGAAACCCACACGUUGCAUUCGAUAGACCAUUCAGGGGCGGUACGACCUGGAAUACGUCCUGGCACUGGCCAGAGCUACGAUUCUGGUAGCCUUCCUCGUCAGAGCACAGACUCUGGAUUCCCGACCAAACGCUACUCGAAUUCAGCUUUCCCAUCUGGUCAGCAAUCACCACCAGACUUGGCGCAGCCUCAGCGAUUUUCGGGCCUCUUCAGCUCUGCCAUGCCAUUGCCAGAUGCACCAGAGAGACCAGAGAGACCAGAGAGACCAGAGAGAAGCGUGAGGCCGUCGCGCGCGUCAUCUCGCGCUUCUUCACGCGAAAGGCAGCCCAUUAACGGCUAUAAUGUGAUGUGGCUCGCAGCCUCACUUUUUGAAUUCAACAUUGAAACAACGAAGGUGGAAGCUGGGUACCCUUACCUCACGUACCAAGCCGGCGAGAUCUUUGAUGUGAUAGCGGAGAAGGGUGAACUGUGGCUUGCCAAGAACCAAGACGACCCCAAUAAUCUCGUUGGCUGGUUAUGGUCGAAACAUUUUGCCAAACUUGCCGACGACUGA
Messenger RNA from Pestalotiopsis fici W106-1, 6144 nucleotides. RefSeq lists its product as uncharacterized. The transcript has 3 exons. Lineage: Eukaryota; Fungi; Ascomycota; Sordariomycetes; Amphisphaeriales; Sporocadaceae. Gene Ontology annotation, molecular function: protein binding; guanyl-nucleotide exchange factor activity. The record is from RefSeq and is a predicted model, not a curated record. Gene Ontology annotation, cellular component: cytoplasm. Bases 1 to 6144 code for a protein of 2047 amino acids.